Molecule: messenger RNA, 3675 nt
Organism: Fraxinus pennsylvanica
Lineage: Eukaryota; Viridiplantae; Streptophyta; Magnoliopsida; Lamiales; Oleaceae
Source: the annotation of a GenBank genome assembly
AUGUCAGGAUGGAGGGGAUCUAGAUUAGGGGGUGGUGGAGGAGGAGGAGGCGGCGCGUCGCCGACGGCGGAUCAUAUUUCGUCUUCUCGAACAGUCCGGCUAGGGAAGGUCCAGCCGCAGGCACCGGGUCAUCGAACUGUGUUUUGUAAUGAUCGUGAAGCCAACGCACUCACCAAAUUCAAGGGCAAUUCUGUGUCAACAACGAAGUAUGACGUGUUGACAUUUUUACCCAAGGGGUUAUUUGAACAGUUCAGGCGGGUGGCUAACCUCUAUUUUCUCAUGAUCUCAAUCUUGUCGUGCACUCCAGUGAGUCCUGUAAGUCCGAUAACAAAUGUGCUUCCUCUGUCCCUGGUGCUUCUUGUAUCUCUCAUUAAGGAAGCAUGGGAAGACUGGAAGCGUUUUCAAAAUGACAUGGCAAUCAAUAAUUCUACUGUAGACGUGUUUCAAGAUCAGAAGUGGGUGUGUACUCCUUGGAAGAGGCUGCAGGUUGGAGACAUUAUUAGAGUUAGGCAGGAUGGAUUCUUUCCAGCUGAUCUAUUAUUCCUAGCUAGCACAAAUAUGGACGGUGUUUGCUACAUAGAGACUGCAAAUCUGGAUGGUGAAACAAAUUUGAAGAUUAGAAAAGCAUUAGAAAAGACUUGGGAUUAUUUGACACCGGAGAAAAUAUCUGAAUUUAAAGGAGAGGUACAAUGUGAGCAACCAAAUAAUUCACUGUACACCUUUACUGGCAACUUGAUUAUUCAAAAGCAAACCUUGCCUCUGAGUCCAAAUCAACUUCUAUUACGGGGGUGCACUCUCAGGAACACUGAGCACAUCGUUGGAGUUGUCAUUUUCACGGGACAUGAAACUAAGGUUAUGAUGAAUUCAAUGAAAAUUCCAUCCAAGAGAAGUACCUUGGAGAAGAAACUUGACAAGCUUAUAUUAACUCUGUUCAGUGUUCUCUUCUGCAUGUGUCUGUUGGGUGCCAUAGGCAGUGGAAUAUUCAUAAAUCGGAAGUACUACUAUUUGAGGUUUGACAGUUCAGAGAAACAGUUUGAUCCUGACAAUAGAUUUGUGGUUGCUGUUUUGACUAUGUUUACUCUGAUUACUCUCUAUUCUCCAAUCAUUCCCAUCUCUCUUUAUGUUUCUGUUGAGAUGAUCAAAUUUAUUCAGUCCACUCAGUUUAUCAACAAUGACUUGUGCAUGUACCAUGCUGAGAGCAAUACCCCUGCAUUGGCACGAACAUCUAAUUUAAAUGAGGAACUUGGGCAGGUUGAGUACAUAUUUUCAGAUAAAACCGGAACUCUGACCAGAAAUUUGAUGGAAUUUUUUAAAUGUUCAAUUGGAGGAGAGGUAUAUGGUACUGGUGUCAGCGAAAUAGAGAUGGGAACAGCUCAGAGGACUGGAGGAAAAAUUGAGGUUCAGAAGGCAACAAAUGCAGCACUUGAAAAAGGUUUCAAUUUUGUUGAUGCACGGCUUAUGCGGGGUGCUUGGCGGAAUGAACCUAAUCCUGAUUUUUGCAAGGAAUUCUUCAGGUGCCUUGCAAUAUGUCAUACUGUACUUCCUGAAGGUGAUGAUUCCCCUGAAAAAAUUAAAUAUCAAGCAGCAUCUCCUGAUGAAGCUGCUUUGGUUACAGCGGCGAAGAACUUUGGCUUCUUUUUCUACAAGCGUUCUCCAACAACUAUUUAUGUUCGCGAGUCACAUGUUGAGAAGAUAGGAAAGGUUCAGGAUGUUCCGUAUGAGAUUCUGAAUGUCCUUGAGUUCAACAGUACAAGGAAGCGCCAGUCUGUGGUAUGUCGCUAUCCAGAUGGUAAACUUGUCCUCUACUGCAAGGGUGCAGAUACUGUAAUAUAUGAAAGGUUGGCAGAUGGAGACAGAGAUUUGAAAAGAACAACUAGGGAACACUUGGAACAAUUUGGAGCUGCUGGAUUGCGUACUCUUUGCCUGGCUUAUAGAGAUUUAAGUUCUGAUUCAUAUGAAAAUUGGAACGAGAAAUACAUUCAGGCAAAAUCUUCAUUACGGGAUAGGGAGAAGAAAUUGGAUGAGAUUGCGGAGCUCAUUGAGAAGGACCUUGUUUUGAUUGGAUGUACUGCUAUAGAAGAUAAGCUUCAGGAGGGAGUACCUGCUUGUAUAGAGACCCUCUCUCGAGCUGGAAUCAAGAUUUGGGUGCUGACUGGGGACAAGCUGGAAACAGCAAUAAAUAUAGCUUACGCAUGCAAGUUGAUUAGUAACAACAUGAAGCAAUUUAUAGUCAGCUCAGAAACUGAUGCUAUUAGAGAAGUUGAAGACAGAGGUGAUCAAGUGGAGCUUGCCCGAUUUAUGAAAGAAACUGUGAAGAAUGAGCUGAAAAGGUGUUACGAGGAGGUGCAACAGUAUCUUCGUUCUGCAUCUGGUCCAAAGUUGGCUCUCGUGAUCGAUGGGAAGUGUUUGAUGUAUGCAUUGGACCCUAGUCUACGAGUAAUGCUGCUAAAUAUGAGCUUGAAUUGCAGUUCAGUAGUUUGCUGUCGAGUUUCUCCUCUACAGAAGGCACAGGUGACAAGCUUAGUAAGGAAGGGUGCAAAGAGGAUUACCCUUAGUAUUGGUGAUGGUGCUAACGAUGUCAGCAUGAUUCAAGCUGCUCAUGUUGGUGUCGGAAUAAGUGGGCAGGAAGGAAUGCAAGCAGUGAUGGCCAGUGAUUUUGCCAUUGCACAGUUCCGCUUUCUCACAGAUUUACUCCUUGUUCAUGGAAGGUGGUCGUAUGCUAGAAUAUGCAAGGUUGUGACAUACUUCUUUUACAAGAACUUGACAUUUACUCUCACUCAAUUUUGGUUCACCUUCCAAACUGGAUUUUCUGGUCAAAGGUUUUAUGAUGAUUGGUUUCAGUCUCUGUACAAUGUUAUUUUCACCGCGCUGCCUGUAAUCAUUAUUGGACUUUUUGACAAGGAUGUUAAUGCAGCUCUUUCCAAGAAAUACCCCGAAUUGUACAAGGAAGGAAUAAGAAAUACAUUCUUCAAGUGGAGAGUUAUUGCAACUUGGGCUUUUUUUGCAAUUUAUCAAUCACUGAUUUUGUAUUAUUUUGUGAUUGCUUCAAGUACGAGUGGCAUGAAUUCAUCUGGCAAGAUGUUUGGGCUGUGGGAUGUCAGUACAAUGGCUUUCACUUGUGUUGUCGUGACUGUCAAUUUGCGUCUCCUCAUGAUGUGCAACACAAUUACUAGAUGGCACCACAUUAGUAUUGGAGGAAGCAUACUAGCAUGGUUCAUAUUUGUCUUCAUUUACUCAGGUGUUGUCUUGCCAAAAGAGCAGGAGAAUAUCUAUUUUGUCAUUUAUGUAUUAAUGAGUACAUUGUAUUUCUACAUCACUCUUCUUCUUGUUCCUGUUGCUGCACUCUUUUGCGACUUUGUAUACCUUGGGGUUCAAAGGUGGUUCUUCCCUUAUGAUUAUCAGAUUGUUCAGGAAAUUCACAGACAUGAGCCUGAUAACAGCAGGAUAGGAUUACUUGAAGUUGGAAACGACGACCUUUCGCCAGAUGAGGCACGGAGCUAUGCUAUAAUGCAACUCCCGGGACAGAAAUCAAAGCACACUGGUUUCGCUUUUGAUUCACCUGGCUAUGAGUCCUUUUUUGCAUCACAGGCAGGUGUUUAUGUACCUCAAAAGGCAUGGGAUGUGGCUCGGAGAGCCAGUAUGAGGACACGGCCAAAGACACCUUCAAAGAAUUGA